AUGAACGGAACGGUGCACUACGCUAUGAUAGUUUUACGUGGGACAUCCGGUUGCAAGAUCAUUGCGGAUUAUUCCACAAAUCUAAGCUCGAUCUAUCGUACUAUCGCUCUCAGUACUAUCGAUGGCCUAAAAACUGUCGAGGACGACAAGAUCAGCGUCGAUAACAGUAGAUACACGGUACAUGUGCUGAUUGGAGAACUUUACUACGUUUGUUUAACAUCGAAAGUGAACUGUCCCUCAUCAGCGAUAUGGGUAGAAUCGUGCUCUCAAAUAUUUUUGCAGAGACUACGAACAGUUUAUAGAGACUUACCGUUAGCGGAUUUAUCGAAAAAUUUAACCAAUUUCGCAGAAGAUAAUCUCUCAAAGCCAUUAAAGAAAAUAAUUGAAGAGUAUAAUCAGGGUAUCGGUUGUAAGAAUCUGACUUCAAAGUUAGAGGAAGAAUUGAUUGAAGUGCGUUGCAUUUUGAUGAAUGGAGUUCAAAAGUUGAUUGAUAGGGGCGAAAGAUUGGACGAACUCAUCCGAAAAACGCAGAAUCUCGAAAUAUCGGCUUGGUUCCGUGGUAUCAUUACUCGCAAUCAUCUGCGUAAACUUCACGAAAAGGCGACAAUUCUACAACGUCAUUGGCGAGGUUACUAUACCAGGAUGUUCAUCAUUAAUCAGUAUUUAGUCGAACGUGUUCACCAGAUGCGGCAAGAUCAUUACAAUAACAUGGCAACGAAAAUCCAAGCUGUUUGGAGAGGCUAUUGGUCUAGAAAAACAAAAAUUAACUUUUUACAGUUGCAACGAUGGUUGAAAAAUGUUUAUAUAAAGAACAAUGAAACUUUAGAGAACAUGAAAAGAUUUAGACAACGAGAGCUCGAGCAUGCGGAAAGUUUGACUGAACAAGAAGCAAUGCUCUGGAUUUUAUUUAUUUUGUUUAAGGUAAAAUAAUAGAAUUAAUUGUAAGCAACAUUAGCUCUUUGUAUAUUCAGAUAUGUACACUUUGCUGUUUACUAUAUAAUUUAAUAUCAAACAUUGCUUAUGCAUUAUGUUCUUAAAGCUGCAUCACCUGCUGAGAACAAAGUGCCGUCCAGGUGUCAUCACAAGAAUCGAUAAAACUCGCUUUAUAUACAUCGAAGAAAUGUUAAAGUGUCUCGAAUACAAUCAAUAUAUUGUGAAAUCAAAAACUAUUUGCAAAGAUUGUCAGAUCGAUCGUAAGCCUUCCUUAAUUUUUCGGGGCACUUAUUUUGAGAAAUUUGAGAAAGAAAUACGUGAGUUUGAGAAAAGUUUGAGUUCUGGAAACAUGUACAUUUUCAAAAGUAUAGUUGAUCAAUAUUAAAUCAAUUAUAUGAUUUUUGUAAUAAAAUAAUCUCACAAUUUUAUACGAGCAAAAAAAUGCAUAUACCACCGCUUCACAAUUUUA
Cyphomyrmex costatus is the source of this 1402-nucleotide messenger RNA. RefSeq names its product vesicle-associated membrane protein 713. The transcript has 5 exons. Gene Ontology annotation, molecular function: protein binding. Bases 1 to 930 code for a protein of 309 amino acids. The record is from RefSeq and is a predicted model, not a curated record. Lineage: Eukaryota; Metazoa; Arthropoda; Insecta; Hymenoptera; Formicidae.